This is a messenger RNA of Vitis riparia (riverbank grape), 600 nucleotides long. Its product is annotated as putative cysteine-rich repeat secretory protein 21. NCBI's taxonomy places the organism in Eukaryota, Viridiplantae, Streptophyta, Magnoliopsida, Vitales, Vitaceae. The record is from RefSeq and is a predicted model, not a curated record. The transcript has a single exon. The coding region runs from base 1 to 600 and encodes 199 amino acids.
AUGGCAAUGGCUUCUCUGGGACGGCUUUUCUUCAUUUCAUGCAUUCUCACAAACCUUGUUCCUUCCACUGUUGCCCACCAGCUCAUAACCCCAUUCUGCCUUCCAGAGAGAGGCAACUACACAAACGGCAGUAGCUACCAGGCAAACCUCAGUUCCCUACUCACCUCCUUCUCUAAUACCACGGUUGACUACGGGUUUUACCACUCUUCUGCUGGCGAAGUCAAAGGAAUUGGAUUCUGUAGAGGCGACAUCGGACCGGAUAAGUGCCGUAGUUGUAUGAACACCUCUAGCCAUGAACUCAGACGGCUAUGUCCCAACAGCAAGGAGGCAAUUAUAUAUUACGAUAUUUGCACAUUACGUUACUCUAACCGCUCCAUAUUUGGCACUUGGGAAUUACAUCCCCAUCUUCAACAGCCCAACAGUGAAAAUUUCUGGGAGGUGAAUGGGUCCAACCAGGUGGGAAUCUUCGAAAGCAUGCAGCAGGAGAACAAGUCGACUUUGAAACUAUAUAUGCAGUUGUCCAGUGCAGUCCUGAUGUACCAGAGCAGUAAUGCAUUGACUGUCUGGAUGAGAUUUUUAAGGUUAUUCCUGUGCAUAUGA